AUGAAAAAUCCACAGCAAAGUAAAAAUAUAGCAGAUGCAUUUUGGAAUGUCAUUCACUUUAAACAGCAUUUUUUGCCCAACAUCAAAAUGAGUAACAUAUUAAAUGUGGAGAGAGAUAUGCAAAGGAAAACAAGACUUGGCCACACUCAGCUACUGCAAGAGACAUUUCCAAAUGAACGAAAAGUAUGUUGCCCAGAUUCUAUUAAUGUGAGUAGUUUAUCUAGCAGUGUGAAAGAUGGGAAACAGCGGGAAGGGGAACACAAAUCUCUACCAGCUUCAAACAAUAGCCAAAGUUUUAUAUUCAAUGCAUAUCAGAAGGAGAAUCGUGAGCUUGUUGAAAUAGAUGAGGAACAGAAACAACCAGGAAGUAUAAAUAUCGAAGUAAAACUACAAAUACUUUUUCCACAAACUAUUUUGGAUUCUGCUUCAUGCCCCAUCGUUGAUCAAUUUCAAUUUGGAAAGCCAGAGAGGUAUGCUAGGUUUCCCCCUCCAAAGUCAGGGGAGGCAAAGACUGAUGAAAUAUUUUCUGCAAGGGAAUGUGUUGUCCCAUUUGAUGCAAACCAUCAAAAGGAACAGACUGGCAGUAUUGAAAAGAAAGAGACAGUGACUUUCGGUGUCUGCACAUCUGCCUUUUCUACAUCCAAAAGGAAGAGAAAUGUCAGACAAUAUUCAGACUUGAAAACUUUAGUGAAACCCAAGUGUGGAAUUUUCAAAGCAAAGAAGCCAUCGAUUUCAUACAAACUUAAUAUCAAGAGUGGUGCUAGCACAAAACAUAGAAAAAAAUUGGGAUGUAACUUGACAACCAACAUGAAAGAGGUGGAUCAAGAUAAAAAAAUGGCAGAUAAAAUAUAUUCCUUCAUGACUAUUACACCUGACAUUAAUAUGUAUAGCAAGAUAGAAAAAGGUAUGUUAGGAGACAAAAGACUCAGUUCUAAACAAGUAAAGCAAGCGAUACCACUACAAAAAGGGAACGUUGCUUCAGAUGACACCAAAGAAACCAAUCUUCAAGGUGAAGAGGAAGAAGAAAGGCAACGGGAGGUGUUAUUAAAAGUUCUACAGCACAGCAAGUGUUUCAUAUUCUGUUCAGGCAAGAGGGAGGAGCUCCAACUUCACCAAUCAGAAAAUGAAGGAAGUGGAAAAAUUCUGUUUGUUACAGAACGAGACGUCCCACAACAGACACAGCCUAUAGAUCCAAUGCAGGUAGAGGAGCCAAAGAAAACCCACCAGACACAAAAUGGCACAAUAUAUAGAGCAAAUUCAAAGCUUCAUUUUCUAAAGCCAAAGGAAUCACUAAGAGGUCAAGUUUUAAUUGAUAAAAUGGAAUGUGGUAUCCCAAGUAAUGGGAGCCAUAUAGGGGAACUGCAUAAUCAUGGUAAAAAGGAAAAGCCAGAGUUUAAUAAAAAUCAACAAGUCCUGGAGUCACUUGAUGUCUCCACACAUAAUCUAUCUGAAUCUAAAAGGCAGAAAAGGACAUUUACAUGUGCAGCCUUAAAAAGUAAAACGAAUUCCAAAUGUGUAAUUAUGAAGGCAAGGAAGACACCAAUUUCACAGAUAUAUAAUGUCCCAGGGAAUGGCAAGAGAAAUAAAAUGAAUCCCAAAUGUAUAACUUUGAAGGCAAAGAAUGCACCAAUUUCCAAGACACUUAAUAUCACAAAACAUGGUACAUCAAGCCACAGAAGGCAAUUUGAAUGCAACUUCAAAGUCAUGAUGGAAAAAUGUAUACCUGUGGCAGAUAUAAUUAUAAAUGCCAUUUCCUCUGCCAUACCUAUUUCACUUGACAUGAAUGUGAAUAACAGAAUAAAAGUAGAGAUGGACGAGCCACAGAAAAUGAGAGUCAAUCAUGAGCUACAACAAGAAGAGCAACCACCAGAUGAAGAGAGAGCCUGGUGUGCCAAUUCCAGUGAUAAGAGGGGCAGUGCCACACUUAGUAUGAAGAAAGUCAAAGACCAAGGCAGAGAAGCAGUCCCUUGGAAUACACAACACUUCAGUUUUAAUGCUCAUAAAAUGAAGGAGCCUCACAUUGUUUACUCAGAUCAAGAACAAAAGAAUUCAGCAAAGGAAAAAAUCCCAGAAUCAUUUACUACCACUCAGGAGCUGCAGCAACAAGCACAUUUCACACAACAUAUAUUGCAUUCUAUUUCUCACUCUAUUUUGAAUUUACGUCCACGUCUCAUAAGUGUAGACAUGAAGGCAAAGAAGCCUCUGUGUUCAGAGAUACUCACUGCAAAUGAGCAUGGUAAUCUAGACUGUAGAAAAGAACAACAAUGCCACCUAAGAACUAUAAUAAAAGACAAGCAACAACAUAAAAGUAUAGCUAAUCCAUUUUCAUCUCCCACACCUUUUUCAACUGAUAACAAAAUAGGUACUGAAAAGUAUAGCACACUAAUAGCAGAGACGGACCAACAAAGAGUACAAUUACACAACCCUACCUAUUUUAAGCUAGAGAAAUCACCAUGUUACAGGGAAACACAGAAGGCCAUUACCACUGAUACACAAAACAGAUCAAGCUACACAACAAAAAUGAAUGUGCAAGAGAACAAGAAGGAGGUUGGAGCGGGGACGAUAAACCUCACGUUCCCCAAACAUCAAGAAAAGAAGAUACAAUGGAGUAAAGAUGAACCAGGUGUGCUUCUGACCCAAGCUUCUGAUUCAUUACCAUCGCUCCGUCUCCUCAAAUUGGACAAAGAAAUGCAGAGAAUAUCAAAUGCCAGCAAGUUACAGCUCCCUGAGUCCUCAGGUGCAGGGAACAUCAAAUAUGCAGAUUCCUAUGAAGGUACUAGCUCAUGUACUACAGUAAUAAAAGCUAGUGAACAUAUGCCAUAUAAGGACACAAGAAACAGAGUAAAAAUAGAAGAAGGGAAAGGUAGAAUACUCCCCCAAAGUAUUACUCUGAGAGUGGAAAGAUCCCCACUUACACAUCUACUCAGUAGAAAGACAUUAUAUUUGAAUAUUAAAGAGCGAGUGAAAGAUGUGCAGAAAGACAAAGGUAAGCCAGAAAUGGUUCUGAGGAAAACCUGUGCUUCCUUACCUUCUCCAUCUCACCUGAAACUGAAAACUAGAAUGAAUGAAAAGGAAGUCACACUAGGAACAAAACAAUCCUGUUUUCCACAGUUAAAUAUUCAGAAUUCAUCCAAUUCAGGCAAAAAACCAUAUACUAAUUCAUUUGAAGGCUUUAUGUUAACGGAGGAGGGUAGACUCAAAAUGGAUGUUGAAGACAAAAUGCUCCCAAUAUACAUGAAUCUGAAGGCAAAGCAAUUGCCACUGUGUACUUAUUCCUGCAAAAAUUGGAGUACCUCUAAGAGCUCAUUAGAAUCAAGAUGGCAAAAUGAAAAAAAUAUAGAGGACAAUGAAAUUUUAUUCAAAGCAGGUCUAUUCAGGAAGGGACCGAGAAAAGAUCAAAAUAUGCUUAUUGCAGCACAAGAAGCACAGCGACAAACACUGGUUUCAGAAAAUAUAUCAGAGUCAGUUUGUUCUCACCUGGUGAUUCCACUUCAAACUGAAGAGCUACUGAAGAAUAUCCCACCACAAAAACACCUGCCACAUAGGAUGAGUGAAAAGACCUCAUGCCCAAGAGCAAGGAAAGCAAUGUCUGAUGAUCUCUUAAUUAAUGAAACAAACGCUAGAAGGAACUUGGGUGGUCAUAUUGCCAAGGAAUGUGAAGAUCUGAAAAGAGAUUUACUAACAAGGUCAAUGAUAUCCAUUAUAUCUGAGUCUAAAAGCAAGAAUGAGGUAUUCAGACUUCCAGAAAGAAAAAAUCUUACAAGUCUCAUAAGUGUAGACAUGAAGGCAAAGAAGCUUCUUUGUUCAGGGAUGCUCACUGCCACUGAGCGUGGUAAUCUAGACUGUAGAAAGGAAGAAGAAUGCCACUUAAGAACGACAAUAAAAGGCAAGCAACAACAUGAAAAUAUAGCUAAUCCAUUUUCAUCUCCCACACCUUUUUCAACUGAUAACAAAACAGAUAUUAAAAUGUAUUGCACACUAAAAGCAGAGACGGACCAACAAAGAGUACAAUUACACAACCCUACCUAUUUUAAGCUAGAGAAAUCACCAUGUUACAGGGAAACACAGAAGGCCAUUACCACUGAUACACAAAACAGAUCAAGCUACACAACAAAAAUGAAUGUGCAAGAGAACAAGAAGGAGGUUGGAGCGGGGACGAUAAACCUCACGUUCCCCAAACAUCAAGAAAAGAAGAUACAAUGGAGUAAAGAUGAACCAGGUGUGCUUCUGACCCAAGCUUCUGAUUCAUUACCAUCUCUCCGUCUCCUCAAAUUGGACAAAGAAAUGCAGAGAAUAUCAAAUGCCAGCAAGGUACAUACUGAGCCAGCUGGUGGUGAUAUGAAAAAUGAUGAAAACAAGAAACAACAUAUUCCACAGAAGAAAGAGAGGGGCAGAGAAACAACGGUAGCUAUGAGAGGUCUGACACAUACUACAGAUAUAAGUGUGAUGUCAAAGAAAUCACCUCCUUCAAAUACACUCCAUAGAACAGAAUUGCAUGUGAACAUUGGAAGUCAAGGACAGAGGAUGCAUGAAGGUCAAGAAAAACCACCUGGUACAGUGCUAAGAAGGGUUUAUAUUUGCAAAUCUCCAACUAACCUUAAAUUGGAUAAAGGCACACAAAAAGAAAAGGACAGAGAACAACACAGAACCAAAGUUGACAAGGAAAUGACAGGAUUCUCUCCUUCACAGUUACAGCUCCCUGAGUCCUCAGGUGCAGGGAACAUCAAAUAUGCAGAUUCCUAUGAAGGUACUAGCUCAUGUACUACAGUAAUAAAAGCUAGUGAACAUAUGCCAUAUAAGGACACAAGAAACAGAGUAAAAAUGGAAGAAGGGAAAGGUAUUAUACUCCCCCAAAGUAUUACUUUGAGGGUGGAAAGAUCCCCACUUGCACAUCUACUUAGUGGGAAGACACUAUCUUUGAAUAUUAAAGAGGGAAUGAAAGAUGUGCAGAAAGACAAAGGUAAGCCAGAAAUGGUUCUGAGGAAAACCUGUGCUUCCUUACCUUCUCCAUCUCACCUGAAAUGGGAAACUGGGGUUAAUGAAAAGGAAGUCACACUAAGAACAACACAAUCCUGUAUUUUACCCUUAAGGAUUCAGGAUUCAUCCAUUUCAGGCAAAAAAGCAUAUACUAAUUCAUCUGAAGGUUAUAUGUUAAAGGGGGAGAAUGGACUCAAAAUAGAUAUUGAAGACAAAAUGCUCCCAAUAUACAUGGAUCUGAAGGCAAAGAAAUUACCACUUCCACAUACACUCAAUAGCAAAGAAUUACAGUGUAAAAUUAAAGAGCAAAAGAGAAAGGUACAGGAAGAUAACAAUAAACUAGUUACAAAGAUCAAAAACAUUUGUACUUCUUUGCUUACUAUGUCAGAUCUUAAACUUGAUACAACGGAAGGAGAGGGGUACUUGAUAACAAUUAUAAAAGAGCCUGUUCCACAACUACAGUCCACGGAAUCAUCAGAUGCAGUGGACAUAGCACAUGGUGAAUCCAUUGAUGGAGAACUUUCCAAUGAUGUAAAAGAAUUAAAAGAACGCAUGCUACAGAAAGAAGAAAAGAGUAGAGAGAAAAACAUGGAUUUGAAAAGUAUAGUGGAGCCCAAUGAUAUGUAUUUGAAUACAAAUAAACCACCUAUUUUACUUAUAUACAAUCUAAGUGACCUUCAGAGGAAAACUAAAGAGCAAGAGGGAAAGAAGGUUCAGAAAGUUACCUGUGACCCAGCUGGUGUCAUGCUGACUAAGACUUGUACUUUUAGCUCUUCCCCGCUACAACUUAACAUGAAUAUCAGAAUCAAGGAAAAAAGCAUGCCGACACUGACAAGAUCCCCUUUAAAUUUCCAGGAAUCAUCAGAUUCUGAGAAAGUCAUAUAUGUAGAGCCAAUUAUUCCUGAUAUUUUAAUCAGACUGCAAGAAGGAAAGCAACAUAUGCCGCAGAACAAGGAAGAGGUGGGGGUGGAGAUGGCCAAUCAAAUGUUUCCCAUACAUCAAGAAAAGAAGAUGCAGGAAAGGAAAGAUGAAAGGAAAAUAAUAAAAAUGCAAGAACGUAAGGAGUAUGACUUUAACAAACCAAAGAAAAUAGCUUUGCGGAAUGAAGUCGACUCAGGAACACAUGUCAGAAGUCUUUCUAUUUCUGUAAUGGAUCUAUCGCAGGCUGGAGAAAUGGUAGAAUCUGACAUCAACCUAAAAAAAGAAAAGAAAAUCUGUUUUCCUAAAUUCCAGAAGAAAUCACCAAAUGCUGGUGAAAUUGUGAAGAGGAAUAACUCAAGCACUGUAAAAAGAGGGGACCAGAAUUUGACAAACACACUUCCGGAAGAUUCCAGGCCCAUCACGGAGGAUCAUCAACAAAUGCAACAGCUUUCUAAUGUCAAAUCAGAGGAACACCUCUACAGUGAAAUAAAUAAAAUAAAUUUAACUCCACAAGCAGAAGAAAGGGUUGUUCCAGGGCAUGAUAUCCCAAGGAUCAUAAAAGAACCUGACUUGCUUAUUAUUGAGCAGAAAGAAAAGGCACCAAAACUCAUUCUGACACCCACAGAGUAUCCAAGCACAUCUAGAGACCCAAAGGAAAAUAGUGCCUCCCCACCUGGGCAUAGGGAUCAGAGUGACCCCAUACAGGACACAACCACACGUAAGGUCCAGCAACAAAAUCCUUUUUCAGAAACUGUACCCAUACCACUCCAAGUUGAAAGUAAUGAAAUACAAAUAGUGGCAGAUAGUACAAGUAAAGAAAGUUUACUUCCUCUUUAUGAUACAAUUAAAAAUGUCUUUGAAUCCCAGAUAAAAAAUAUGAUCCAAGACAAAGUACAUGCUGAUAAACUGGAAAAAGUAAAAGCUCAUCAUCCUGAUGAUAGGAAGUCACUACCUUUUGCAGAGGUUCCAGAGGUAACAUCCACAACAAUACAUCCUAAAUUUCAGCCAAAACCCAUUUUAAAGUCAAAAGCACUCGAAAUAAAACUGAAUCUGAUACCCAAGAUGGAAAAACAACCCUUCAAAAAGUUCGACUUUUAUUCAAAACAGACUAUUUCAAAAGAUAACAGUCACAGGUUCUAUCCAAGACAUAAAAAAAUGAGAUUUUUGUCUCUAGAAGGGAUUGAUACUAUCAAACUUAACUUAAAACAAAAAUACCAAAAAGAUUCACCUCAGAUCAGCUGUACGAAGACACUGAUAGUUAAUGUUUCAGGUGGCAGCGAAGAGAUCAUCACACAGCUGAAGAGUGCUAGUAAGCUAGAAAGUGGACCAUCCUCCGUGACUUCAGCUAAUAAAAUGCCACCGUUUCAGAUUCUCCAAAACUACUCAGUGGAAGAAAAAGACAGACUUCUCACACACUUUUCUAUGAAAACACUGGAGAUCCAAAUGAAAGCCUUUCCCAGAAUUGUAAGAGAAUCUUACGUGACGGCUGAUACUCAGGAUAGAAGGAAACUUUUAUCUAAAUGUAUUCAUUCUAGUGUCAAAGUGCCAAAACAAGAAAACACAAUUUCGUUAGGUUUUGAGGAAAAAUCUCUUCAUCAAAUCGAACUAGAUUUACAAAAAAAAUACCUUAGUUUUCUCCUGGGGCUUCCGGUUGAAAGUAUGUUUCCUGAGCCAAAUAUACUUCCCAAACAUAUUUUUAAGUUAAACACUGCAGUGUGUAAAAAAGUAGAUAAUAGUGGAGAAAGUGAUUGUCUUUCCAUUCAUACAGACCUGUUAGAACAACAUACCUCUUUCAAAGAGCAAAGUCCCCAUGAAAACCCCUCAUCAAUUAGGAGACUCCUGGAGCCCACCCUCGUGUGUGCCUCUGACCCUGAACAACAUGGAACAGCGCAGAACGACACUACGGUUCUUUCUGUGUCAAAACCUCACGUGACUCUAGAAACAAACAAACCUCACGUAUGGUUUCAAGAAACAGGUCUACAUGCAUCUCUUGACUUAAAGAUUCAGGAAAAUGCUCCUAACUUAGUUAAUUGCCAUUCAAUUCAGAUUUCUCAAGAUUUUACUGACGAUCAGAUAGAUAAUAAGAGUGCCGCUAACUUGGAGAAAUGCUCAGCUCUCGAAGACCCUGAGAGUGAAGAAAGCAUGUUUUUAGAAGCCAACCCUUAUUUAAGUCGGGAAUCAGAAAACAUUCUGUUUGAAUUACAGAAAGGCUUUCCUUUGGAAAAUCUUUACAAGAUGAAACAAAUCAAAACGGGUUUGAACCCACUUUCCACUGACAAUUCAGGUUUUCAUUAUAUUAGAGGCCGUAGAAAAUCUUCCUCAGUUGUGAUACUGCCUUCCUACGCAUCCCACAACAGCAGAAAAUAUAGGUCAUCCUCCAAAGUGCAGUCUCCUGACUGGCUGUGUCACAGUUCACUAAAUACUGAGGAGGUUCCAUUUGCAUCAUCUAUCAAAUUCAGUGAAGAGAAGCUUUCGUGGCCUACAAAAAACAGAGCAAGAUACUCUUUAGCUCCCUUGACAGAAUCAAAUGUUAAAUUACAUCUUGCAAAAAGCCAAGACAAACCUCACAGACAUCCAGAAGGAAAGAAGGCAAAGUUUGAUUUAUUUAGAAACAACAUUCACGGGGACUGCUAUCCCAGUUAUACACAGAGUAAAGCGAAACACAAAAGAGAGAAGAAAGUGUGUGAUUACGAGUCAGUAAUAGCAGAUUAUUUUCUGAGCAUGUAUAAGCCAGCUUCAAAACUUCAAGGUGAUAUCAACUUGCGUUAUGAAAGAAAACAAAACCAACCAUUUUUUUAUGCCUGUGUGCCGGCAGACACACUGGAGAUUAUACCCCAAACCAUUCGCUGGACCAUUCCCCAAAAAACUUUAAGGAAGAGAAAGUUCAGAAUUCCCUUAGUGGCAAAGAUUUCAAGUUCUUUCCAUAUGUGGAGGUUGUCCAGAAAGUUGGGGGAUCACCCUUAG
Messenger RNA from Molossus molossus (Pallas's mastiff bat), 8862 nucleotides. It is a transcript of the gene LRTM3, whose product is annotated as coiled-coil domain containing 168. The record is from RefSeq and is a predicted model, not a curated record. The transcript is spliced from 7 exons. The coding region runs from base 1 to 8862 and encodes 2953 amino acids. Lineage: Eukaryota; Metazoa; Chordata; Mammalia; Chiroptera; Molossidae.